UUCACUUUUUUAUCUCACACAGCUAUACCCGACCCCUCUUCUCCCCGGAAAUUCCUCAAAACCCCCGCUUUCUACCUUCAACACGAAAAAACCAGAACAGAGCCAACAAAGUGCAGAGAACCUACUGAAUCGCAGAAACCAUGAUGCGCCGCACCAAUAACCUCAUAUCCGCCAUUAAUUUCAUCACUUUCUUAUCCUCCAUCCCCAUCCUCGGCGGAGGUAUUUGGCUCAGCAGCCGCGCAAACAGCACCGAAUGCCUUCGAUUCCUCCAAUGGCCCAUCCUCAUCAUCGGAAUCACAAUCAUGGUGAUCUCCCUCCUGGGCUUCCUCGGCACCUGCUACCAUCAGUCAUGGCUUCUGCAACUCUACCUCCUCGUCAUGUUCCUCAUCAUCGUAACCCUAACCGGCUUCAUCGUCUUCGCAUUCGGCGUGACAGACAGCGGCCAUGGCCAGGUGAUUGUUAACCGAUUGUUUCUGGAGUACCAGCUCUCUGAUUACUCGGGAUGGCUAAAGAACCGAGUGAGCGAUCCCGAAUACUGGUUCAAAAUCAGUUCUUGUCUUCGGGAUGCGCAUGCUUGUUCGGGGAUGCAUCGAACAGUGCAGGUCCCGACGACAGGGAUGGUGGUUUCGGAGUCUGUUGAUAUGUUCUACCACCGCCGGCUUUCCGCCAUUGAGUCAGGAUGUUGCAAGCCACCUACAUCAUGCGGGUAUGUGUACAUGAACGAGACGCUAUGGAACGUCAACGCAGGGAUGCUCGUGAACGACAUCGACUGUAUUCGUUGGAGCAAUGAUCAGCAGCAACUGUGCUACCAGUGCGACUCAUGCAAGGCCGGCCUCUUGGCCACCUUGAAACGCAGCUGGAGAAAAGUUUCAAUCAUUAACAUUGUCAUCCUCAUCAUCCUCGUUUUUGUUUAUGUUGUCGCCUGCGCUGCGUUCAGGAACGACAAGCGAAUGGACAAUGAUGAGGCUUAUAGGGAGGCAAGGAUGACCAAAUCCAGGCCUGGCAGGUUCGAGUUAUAGCUUAUGUUCCUGCAAUUGAAAUCAGUAGACGUUAGGAGAUUGUGUGGCCUGUUGUGUUUGUAGUGAUUGUAUUAUUCUUGGGUUCUCUUUUCUUUAAUGUGUUUAGGAGAAAGGGCUAGAUUGUUUGUAGUGCUUUAAUUUGUUAAGUAUGAAUAAUGGCAAGUGCUUUUAUGACAUCCUUUCUUAUGGGUGG
Molecule: messenger RNA, 1212 nt
Organism: Phalaenopsis equestris
Lineage: Eukaryota; Viridiplantae; Streptophyta; Magnoliopsida; Asparagales; Orchidaceae
Product: tetraspanin-3-like
Exons: 2
Coding region: 141-1019 (292 amino acids)
Biological process (GO): auxin-activated signaling pathway
Cellular component (GO): plasmodesma; plasma membrane
Source: RefSeq, a predicted model, not a curated record